Molecule: messenger RNA, 564 nt
Organism: Nerophis lumbriciformis (worm pipefish)
Lineage: Eukaryota; Metazoa; Chordata; Actinopteri; Syngnathiformes; Syngnathidae
Source: RefSeq, a predicted model, not a curated record
AUGCAGCUGCAGGCUCGUGCGCCUUCCUGGAGCCCCAACAAGGGAAGCAGAAGUAGGGUCAGCACCAAACCCUUCAUUGUGAAGACCGCAGGUAUCAGGGCCGUAGUUCUUGGGAGGACUGAAGUCAGACCUAUUGAUGACCUGACAGACUUUGGAUUUAAUAAUGUCAAGUAUGACAUCAAACUGAUCAAGCUGUUCAAGGGCCCGAAGAAAAAUUAUAAUGCAGUCUACACUGCAUCCAACUCUGCAGCGUGUGGAGUCAAUCUAAUCAAUGGCACGGAGUACUUCAUGUCAGGACGCCUGGAUUUCCACGGCUUUCUUCAAGUCGGCCUAUGCGGUUUUGUUCGGCCAUGGGAGGACAUGAGCUUCAUGCAGAAGAAAGGUGUAUCGCAGACCUACAAAACAGGCUGCAAUUGCAAGAUCACGAACUGCUACUCCAUCCCGUGCGGCAGCAGCUUCGCCGAAUGCUUGUGGCCGGACUUUCUGAUGUUUACGGUGUUCCGGAACUUUGCGUGCGUCGAGAAAAGCGACGGCUCUUGUGCCUGGUCCAGUUGGAUUGUCUAG